AUGGCAAAUAAGAAAGAAGAGGACCAGUUUAUACGACCAUUGAUCAAAAUUGAUAUUGAUGAGCCUAUCAGCCAAGGUGCCGAUACGAGUGAUGCAUCUAUAAACCAACGAGCAACCACACCAGUUACAAGUGUUCCCCGUAGGAGUGUCGACUCAAUUGCAUCUCUAGGAUCUGUUGCAACUACAACGACUGCAGCUGGUAAUCAUCGGUUUACAUUUUCAAUGGAUUCGAAGUCUGGGUCUCAAAAUUAUUCACCCUUGGGGAACAACUCAAUAUACGAGGUAGUAAUGAAUACGAGAUAUAAGCAUUGGUUACAGGCCCCUACAAAUAUUGAUAUUACACCUGUUAUUUUAAGUAAAAACGAGUUAUCAGAAAAUUGGAACGACUGUGUUACGAACUAUGUUAGCACAAUAAAGGACGAUGCUGAAACAUUUGUUAAUCGGUCAGAUAUUAAGAGCAUAAAUCGUAUAGAGGAAAUGAAAUUAUACCAAGUUACAAAUGAUCCUAACGAAGAAAUACCUCACCAUGAAUAUCCUGAUGAAGAGUUGAGUAUAAUAAACGAAGAAAACGAUGCUAUCAGUCAAGUUCCGAACUUUUAUUUCGAUAAAUCGUUCUCAUUAGAUAAUGAACGUAUUUUCAGGAAGGUAACAGAGGGCAUAGAUCUGAGACUCAAUAAAUUGAAUGAAAUAAAGAAUACCGAUAAACAAGACCCCGAUGCUAACCGAAUCCAGCAAGAAGCGCCGUAUACAGAUUUAAAAGAUAAACUAAGUGAUUACUUGGAUAUUGUGGAGACAUCUCUGGUAAGUGAAUUAUCGAAAGCGUCACCUCAGUUUUUUUAUGCAUUAAGUGAGGUUGAUCACAUACAACAAAAAGUGUCGGAUACAGUUUCGGAUUUAGAUAAACUAAACACUACUCUAAAGGAAGAUAAGAUUGAGGAUAUAAGCAAACAGAUAAAAAAUCUAAAAACCAUCUUCAAAAGGAAAAAUAUUGAAAGGUUAGAGCAAGGUCUCCUUCAGGUAAAACUUGUAGUGGACAAAGUUGAAAUAUGCAAGGCAUAUUAUGAUAAGGAUGACUACGAUAAUAGUUUAGGGAUGAUCAAAUCAAUAGAUUCUUUGAUCAGAGGAAACAAUGACAACAAUAAGAACGUUACUGAAUGGACUAAGCAGUGGCCAUAUAAGUUAGUUGAUUUAAAAUCUGUACCAGCGUUGGUUGAAACUAGAGAGUUUUUAACCAAUAUGAAAAUUGAAGUUGGUGGAAAAUUAGCUAUCCAGCUAUCUGAUAUCUUGUUAGAUGAUGUAAGGUCUCAUUAUGAAAAUAUCGACAUCGGAGAAACACUAAAAAGAUUACAAAAUGGAUUCGAUACGAAGACAAACCAUGCAGAAUUAAAUACGAAAUUACAAGACUCCAUCAAAGAAAUAAUCUCAAAACUAUACAGGUGUGAAGAAUUGGCAAGUGCCUUUAAUCUGUAUCAAAACAAGGCUUUAACAGAAUGUAAAAAUAUAAUUAAGAAAUACCUCCCUUCCGGUCGCAACCAGGCUGAUUCAACAUCUGUCUCUACAGCACCAUCAUCUGUUUCACUGGCUGCUGAACAAAAGGAUAGUUCCCCAAUCGGAGAUACAUCACUCAAUGAUAUAAAACAAUCAACGAAAGGAGGAAAUGUACCAAAGCUUUCAACUUUGAUCAGAGAACAAAUGCCGAUGGAGUUUCAAGAUAUGUUAGUUGAAAUAUUUGCGCGAUGUAGUGAAGCAAUUAGGGUUUUAUUUCAACAUCAAAAAAUUUUAUUAGAUGUUGCGCUAAACGUAAUUGAUGCUGAUGGAGGUGAAAAUAGGGCAUCCGAGAAUCAACACAAUAUGAUUACGCAACUAGACAUUCGUGCAGGAGUCAAUGAGAUAAUUAGUGUCGUUCAGUUAAGGAUGGGUAAAAUUUUGGCCGUUAGGAAAGAAAUCACAUCCACCUUACGUUAUGAUCACUUUUUACAAUUAUACGCCAUAACUGUUUUAUUCAUUCAGGAAUGCGAAGCUCAAAGCGGUGAGUUUCUAACUAAAUACUUGAGUGAUUCUCUAGCCUCUCAAAUAAAACAUUGCAUUUCUAAUAGAGAUACGAAAAAUACCAGAACAAUUCAAAAGAAAAUUGAAUUAGAGAAUUGGCAACCUUUCAUAGUGAAUCCAUCAUUUCAAAAGGAAGUUAACGAAGUUGUUUCUUGUGUUGAUAUUGACCCCCUCGUUUGGACCGAUCUUAUUCAUCUAAGUUCUAAUGAUAAGGAAGGUGUGAAAUCAGAAUCUUCGAAGGAAGGUCAAGAAGACUCAAAGAUAGACACAGUACCAUCUGGUAACAGAAAAUCAGUUGUAGUCGGAGAUAAUACAUUUGUCGCAAGCGACUCACUGUUAACUGCAAUUACUUUAAUAAGGGAGUUACUGAUCUUAUCAAUAAACCUACCAUCGAUAUACUUACCAUAUUUCGAGAAGUUAUGUUUUAAUUUAUUAAAAUGCUUCAAUACGUACACAAUCGGUACAGUUACAAUGCCUGGAAGACCAAUGAAGAGUUUCGGUAAAAAUCUUUCAAUAAUGGCCGAAACACUAGAUUGCCUAGCUGAAUUUGUCGGGAUAGUACAGAGAUUUUAUCAACGUAUAUCUAAUACUACAAGGGACUUUGAACCGUAUGAUCCUAGCAACUAUGCGUCACUGCUUAAACAGUAUCGGUCUUCUACGGAAAGAAUAUAUGCCGCCAAUGCACCACCACCGCCUACAUAA
This is a messenger RNA of Maudiozyma saulgeensis, 2751 nucleotides long. The record is from the annotation of a GenBank genome assembly. NCBI's taxonomy places the organism in Eukaryota, Fungi, Ascomycota, Saccharomycetes, Saccharomycetales, Saccharomycetaceae.